Messenger RNA from Tribolium castaneum (red flour beetle), 1446 nucleotides. It is a transcript of the gene fy, whose product is annotated as fuzzy. Bases 181 to 1422 code for a protein of 413 amino acids. The transcript has 6 exons. Gene Ontology annotation, biological process: vesicle-mediated transport; non-motile cilium assembly. Lineage: Eukaryota; Metazoa; Arthropoda; Insecta; Coleoptera; Tenebrionidae. The record is from RefSeq and is a predicted model, not a curated record.
GGUGGCCCACAGAGGGCGUCGACUCGCUUCAAUCAAAACGCUCCACAGCGAAAUUUACGGCCAAUAAUCGGCCAAUUUCAGUGUUUUAAGCGCCUUUCAGGCCCGCAAUCGCUGGGUCACCCGGAUUUCCGGUGAUGUAUCAAUGUUUACUUGUACAAUAUUUGCCCUAACCCAUGAAAAAUGUCGGCACAUGUUGUUUGUGUCACCUCGGGGGGUGGUCUGCCCAUAUUUUCCAGGAAGAAAGGGAAUACGGACAGUCUGCCCUUUUCAACCAUUGGGUCCCUAAAUGGGGUCCACAUGUUUGGCAAAUCGCAAAAAAUCACCCUUCAAAAUACGGUAACUGAAGACUACUCUUUAGCCUGGAAGGAGUACCACGACAGCUUGGUUUUGAUAGGGAUAUCAAGUGGAUGCACCAUCGAGGUGCUCACCAAGACCCUCGACUCGAUUUUCAACGCAAUCGUGUUAAUUGUCGGAAUCGAGGAAAUCAAGUCGCAGCGAAAUAUCGAACGGUUUAAGAGAGAAUUGCGGAUUUGCUACCCUUUGAUCGAUCGCCUGCUGGAUUCUUUAGACUGUGGCGAUUCUGGCAGCAGACACUCGUCGGAUUUAAUCGGACUGGUGGAAACGAUUUUAUGUCCCGAAAACCACUUGAUUCAGAUCGUUCUUGACUCGUUUACCGAAUGCGUCGAUUCCUUAUUUAGCUGCGUCCUUAUUCAUGGCAAAAUUGCGGCUGCGACCAACAGCUGGUGGUCGCUGCACCCAGAAGAGAUCAAGCUUUUGGCCAUUCUGGCCCAGAGCGAGAACACGUCGAGUUCGAAAGACAUCCCCGUUUUCCUGCCAUACAAAAGCCCAACCGUGGCUUUUCGUUUCGUUUGCUGUACUUUAAUUCCGGACAUCCAGCUGUGUUGUCUCUGCGGCCCCACUCCCGUGCUCUCGGAGGUGGAAUUUUCCGCGACUAAUUGUUUCAAGAAUUCCGCAGAUAUUUUAAGUUCCGCCAUACAAUGCCACCCGCGCAACUUCCACUCGACUUGUCACAUCGACGGCGGGAUUUUGGGUUUACUGUUGGUGAACACGACUUACGGCAAAUACAUGAUUACGAGAAAUCCGCAUCAGAAUAGUAAUAAAAAGAACGCGAGCAGCUCGCAUCGCUUGGAUAUUUUACGAACGUUUUUCUAUCAAUCGGUUUUAACGUUCCUUGUGCCGAGCGAGGACUCGAAUGAAGAUGCGGAAAUUUCCAAUAAAAGUGAAGCGAAUGUGGGGCUUGAAACCUACUGGUGCUCGGAGUAUCAUAAAUGCUUCGCAAUGAAAAUCAGGGAUAAUAUUCUAGCGGUUUUAUUCAACUCGUCGAUUCCGACGUUCGCAAUGCGACUGAUUACGGAGAAAACUCUCAAGAAUUUGAUCUCAGAUAAACAAAUUUGUUGGUGAUGGUUUAAUAUAUUUUUUGCAAUA